This is a messenger RNA of Hyalella azteca, 487 nucleotides long. RefSeq names its product C-Maf-inducing protein. The record is from RefSeq and is a predicted model, not a curated record. Lineage: Eukaryota; Metazoa; Arthropoda; Malacostraca; Amphipoda; Hyalellidae.
GUCCCUGGCCCCCGUGGUGGGUCGCGUGGGCUGCGACCCGCGGUGUGAGGUGCACCAGGCGGUGUGCUGGUCUCGGGAGGGCAAGGAGGGCUGGCUGGCCCUCCUCUGCCCCUCCCGCCCCUCCUGCGUCGAUGACGGACACACCUGGGCCAGCAUCGUGAGUANGCUGGAGUGGCAGAUGCUGGAGUCACAGGACCUGCUGCUGCAGGUGGUCACGACGCUGCAGUCGACGUCGUCAGGCAAGCGCGCCUACCAGAACCUCUGCGACCGCCAGAUGCAUCUCAGCGAGCUGCAACAGAAGGGAGGCCCGCGUAAGCUGACGCUGCCGAGCCGCAGCACUGACGCAGAUGUUAUCAAGUUGUUAUCCUCAGGGAGCUUCGGUAACCUACAGGUGUUAUCCCUAGCGUUCACCCGCGUCACCAGCGAGUGCGCUAACCACCUCAUUAACCUGCCCGACCUGCGCUACCUCAACCUCUGGGCCACGCAG